Capronia epimyces CBS 606.96 is the source of this 327-nucleotide messenger RNA. RefSeq lists its product as uncharacterized. The coding region runs from base 1 to 327 and encodes 108 amino acids. The transcript has a single exon. The record is from RefSeq and is a predicted model, not a curated record. Lineage: Eukaryota; Fungi; Ascomycota; Eurotiomycetes; Chaetothyriales; Herpotrichiellaceae.
AUGCAGAGCCAAUGCCAAUGCACACAAUCAAACAACAAGAAGAACGACAAGAAGAACGACAAGAAGAACGACAAGAACCACGAUAGGAACAACGACAAGAAUGCACCCGAAUCCACCCAACACGCUUCUCUGGAGCACUUCUUCAACGGGAACGAGAAGCGACUGGCCUGCCUCAACUCGACGCCUUACAAUUCGGGUUUCCGCCAACGCGUUUCUCCCAAUACAACGGGCGAGCUGGUGCGGCCUCCGCCCACCGACCCUCCCCAACAAGCCUUGUCCUCUGCCAAAGUCGCAAAGAUAAGGGAGAGGUGGCUCAACAGGCCUUGA